AUGACGGUGGGCCCAACUUUGGGAACCGGCCUCUUCGUCGGAACCGGCCAGGCGCUCGCGGCCGGCGGCCCUGCCUCGCUCAUUAUCACCUAUGUAUUCAUAUCCGCAAUGACAUACUGUGUGACGACUGCCGUUGCUGAAAUUUCAACUCACUCAAUUACUCGGAAUGGCGCGAUGCUCGCUCAUAAUUACCAUUAUACCUCGAAUCAUGUGGGGUUCGCGAUAGCCUAUCUUAGAUGGAUUGGUCUCAGCUUGCUUGUUCCUUUUGAAGUCACCGCUGGGAUGGUCCACCUUGGGCUAUGGGAACCGAGCGCGAGCCUCGCAUUGCGCAUGGGCGGUAUGAUGUCCGUCAUAUUCUUCUUCAAUAUGCUGCCCGAAAAGUUCUUCAGAAGGUCGCAAACGUUCUUUACGGGGAUAAAAUUCCUGGCCACAAUCGGGCUUGCCACCAUCUCCUUCUACCUCGCUAUCCGCGCCAGCCAACCCGGUGCCGUUGUGGGAGGGUUUGAGUAUUGGGCUAACCCCGGUCCCUUUGCUGAGUUCCUACUUCUCGGUGAUCUGGGGCGCUUUCUUGGCUUUCUGUUCUGCAUCCUUUGCAGUACGAUAUCUUUCGUCUUUUUGCCGGAGUUAACCGUGCAGGUCGCCGAAGACCAUGACUCGGAGCCAGGAAAUAGCAUUUUCAGGCGCACCAGGAACAGCAAUCUCAUCAUGUUCAUACUUUACAUGUUGAGCACGUUAACUACCACUCUGAUGGCCCCAUAUGACGAUCUGAGACUUAACAAUUCCUUCAUUGGUGCCGGACUCUCGCCUUACAUGGUUGGUCUCGUUGACUCCAAAAUUCGUUUAGUACCGGCCGUGGGAGGUGGGCUGAUUUUUCUUUCGUCUGUGGCCUCUGGACGCUCUUUUCUCAAUCUGGCUUCCCGCAUGUUGUCUACGAUGGCGGAGACGGGUCACGCUCCAGCAUUGUUCAUGAUUCGCAAUCGAUGGAAUGUUCCUUAUAUGUCCGUCGCCAUCUCAGCAGGAUUCACCUGGCUAUGCUUCCUGUGCAUGGUAAUUUCGAGCUCUGAGGUGUACAACUAUCUGAUGUUUUUCAUAACCACCAUCGGUUAUGUUUCCUGGGUCUGUUCGCUUGUAGCGUACCUGCGUUUCCGAAGAGUGGUCAAGAAAUCAGAAAUCAUGCCUCUGCAUCGAUCUUUUAUCCAGCCCUUUGGGACAUAUUUCGCACUGGGUGGCACUGUCUUGUUGAUUAUGCUCAAUCUCUCGCAAAUCAUGGUUGCACCUCGCCAUGGGCUGAAUCCCCUUAACGGAAUCCCCGCCCAUAUUGCGCUUAACAUGUUUGGUCUUUUGUACGGCGGACACCGACUCGUUGUUGCUGUCCGGAAGAAGGCUACCCGAUUGGAACCACACGUGGUCGAAUACCGUGGUGACGAGGACGAAGAUCAGCCCCAAGACCAAGUCAUUGAAAUGGAAGAAACGCAAGGGCGAAGACCGGAGGACGAAUUAUCGACUACGCCAACGCAUGCUGUCAAUUCUCGAGGAUAGACUGUGGCAACUUGGGUUACUCUUCAGGCAAAGUAACCUAUUGCAUAUCUAGUUUGAUUGAUGUUUUGAGCCCUGUCGUUCUGGUUUCUUAGG
Aspergillus nidulans FGSC A4 is the source of this 1632-nucleotide messenger RNA. Its product is annotated as putative proline permease. Gene Ontology annotation, biological process: transmembrane transport. Gene Ontology annotation, cellular component: membrane. Lineage: Eukaryota; Fungi; Ascomycota; Eurotiomycetes; Eurotiales; Aspergillaceae. The record is from RefSeq and is a predicted model, not a curated record. The transcript has a single exon. Bases 1 to 1539 code for a protein of 512 amino acids.